AUGGAUGAAGUUAAUAGCACAGAAAGUUCACAAGAAGUGUCAAAUGCUGAAUCUCCUCUUUGGCAGUAUGUGACUAAAGUAGAAAAACCGGCUGGUGCAUCUGUUAAAUCUAGUGGAAACACAUAUUUUAAGUGCAACUAUUGUGAUAUAGUUUUUAUGGGAUCCUAUUCUAGGGUUAAGGCUCAUUUAUUACAAAUUUCCAACAAAGGUAUUAGAGCAUGCCGUAAUGUGUCAAAGAGCCAUAGGUUAGAAAUGCAGCGAAUGCAUGAUCAAGUUGAGGCUAGUAAGUUAGAGCAAGAACAGAGAAGUCAAAUUCCCUUACCCCUACCUCCCCCAGGCCGUGGGAUACCUAUUUCCCCAUUUCGGAAACAAGAAGGGAGUGAUAGUAGUCAUAGUACAAAUCCGGUUGAUGCUAAGAGGAGGAAGGUGACUAUGAAUACUACUUUGGAGAAAGCAUUUUAG
Molecule: messenger RNA, 462 nt
Organism: Quercus robur (English oak)
Lineage: Eukaryota; Viridiplantae; Streptophyta; Magnoliopsida; Fagales; Fagaceae
Exons: 1
Coding region: 1-462 (153 amino acids)
Molecular function (GO): DNA binding
Source: RefSeq, a predicted model, not a curated record